AUGAUCCCGCUGGAGAAGCCGGGCGGCCGCGCCUCCCCCUCGGCCGGCGCGGCGGGGGCGGGGGCGGGGGCGGGGGCGGGCCGGGGCGUGCGCGCGGCGCGGAGGGCGCCCCCCGGCCGGGCUGGCGGGCUGCUCACGGAGAUCCGCACGGCGGUCCGCAGCGAGCCCUUCCAGGACGGCUACAGCCUGAGCCCGGGCCGGGAGCUGGGCAGGGGGAAAUUUGCAGUGGUGAGGAAAUGUAUAAAGAAAGACUCUGGAAAGGAAUUUGCAGCAAAGUUCAUGAGAAAAAGAAGAAAAGGCCAAGAUUGUCGGAUGGAAAUAAUUCAUGAGAUUGCUGUUCUUGAACUAGCACAGGACAAUCCUUGGGUCAUUAAUUUACAUGAAGUCUAUGAAACUCCAUCAGAAAUGAUCUUAGUUCUGGAAUAUGCUGCUGGAGGUGAGAUCUUUGACCAGUGUGUUGCAGACAGAGAAGAAGCCUUUAAAGAAAAAGAUGUUCAAAGACUCAUGAGGCAGAUAUUAGAAGGUGUCCGCUUUUUACAUGCUCAUGAUGUAGUUCAUCUUGAUUUGAAGCCUCAGAACAUUCUGCUGACCAGUGAAUCUCCACUGGGUGACAUAAAGAUAGUCGAUUUUGGUCUUUCACGAAUAAUGAAGAACAGUGAAGAGCUCCGAGAAAUUAUGGGUACUCCGGAAUAUGUAGCUCCUGAAAUUCUUAGUUAUGAUCCUAUCAGCAUGGCGACGGACAUGUGGAGCAUUGGAGUGUUAACAUAUGUCAUGCUCACAGGAAUAUCACCUUUUUUAGGUGAUAAUAAACAAGAAACCUUCCUAAACAUCUCUCAGAUGAGUUUAAGUUAUUCUGAGGAAGAAUUUGAUGUUGUGUCCGAUUCAGCUAUUGACUUCAUCAAGACACUUUUAGUUAAGAAACCUGAAGAUCGAGCCACAGCUGAAGAAUGUCUAAAACACCCGUGGUUGACAGAGAGCAGUAUUCAGGAUCCUUCGUUCAAGGUGAAAGGGGCAUUAGCAGAAGCCAAUGCACUCCAAGAAGGUGAUUCUGUGCCUGAAAUUAAUUCAGAUACUCAGAAACCAGAAACCGAGGAAUCAGUUGUAACAGAGGAGUUAAUUGUAUUUACUUCAUAUACUUUAGGACAAUGCAGACAGUCUGAAAAAGAGAAAAUGGAGCAAAAGGCCAUUUCCAAACGAUUUAAAUUUGAAGAACCUUUGCUACAAGAAAUUCCAGGAGAAUUUAUCUACUGAGCAGUACUUCCCUUUAGACCUUUCAGAUUUCUACAUUGAAAACAUUAUUAUUAUUUAUGGACUUCUGGCCAAAUGGUACAUGUACUAAAAGUGGAUAAACCAGGUAUCACUGAUAGAAACUGAAAUAACUUUGUCAUACUUGUGGAGUUAGGGAUCUCAAGACAGAUUUAUAAAGUUGCCAACCGGGAGUUUUAACGGGUAAAGUUAAUCUGUGUCAAUGUUAUCUUUAAGAAGGGAGAUGUUUGAACCUUUUAUUUCUAAAUCUUGUUUCUCCAGAAUGAAAAUUUGUUAUGCAAAGAUAUCUGUAUUUACUUUCUUUAAAAAUCCAAGGAGAAGUGCCAAAUUAACAUCUCUGUAAAUCUAUGUUGCAUUAUUCAUGUGUAUAUAUAUCUGUCUAUAUGUAUGUUGGUAUCUUUACUAAAAUUGAUACUUUUUCACUUUGGAUUUUUUUUGGGGGGGGGGGGCGGAGUAGGCUUUUAAUUAGGUAUCUUCCAAAUUUUGAGUCCCAGAAUAACAUCCACUGUAGUUUGAUGAUGUCUUAUUUUUACAUUUUAUUACUGCUCCAUAUUGACUUGAUUUGACUUCUGUUGUCUAUUUUUUGUUGUUGUUGUUGUUGUCUAUUUUUUGCCUAAUGCUUGUAACCCUAUCAGCGAAGAGCCCUGGCUUUUUUUUUUUUUUUUUUUUUUAAUUCAUUUUCACUAAUAAGAGUGGUGUUGAUUUUUCACCUCCGAUUUUUCUGGUUUUAAGGUCCAGGUUAAGUAAUCCCAUAACAUGAAACCCGUGCUGACUACUCAGCCCUUUCCCUCGCCACGCCAUCCUUGGCUGCUCUCUCUGAGGAGGCUGUGCCCCUGCCACCUCCUCACAUGCUUGUCACCUAAUUUUGGUCACUUGCAAGUGUCAGUGUGAUCUGAUCAACACAGUGGUUGCUUUGGUCAGUGAAAAGACGCUAUUCUAUUGUUUUUGUUAGUAAAAUCCCCCAGAGAGAGGGGUAAGAGAUGAGACAUAUUCAGCCUAAGCCAUGGAGCCUCUACUACUUUGGAGUUUAUGAGUCCUCCGGCUAUACUAGUAACUGUUAUAAAAUGCCAAAAUAUUUAUAGACUUCUAUUUUGUUAAGAAAUUUGACAUUGGAUACGUUGUCAUCGGUUCCCAGAAGACUUACAAGAAUAUGCUCAACAGAAUUUAGUUUAAUGAAGAUUGAACAUUUCAAUUGUACGUAGGCCCCACAGUGAACAGUAAAUUCCUGUGAAAAAAAUGAAAAAGUGUAUGCUGUGUAACUUAAAGCAACUAAAUAUCGUUCUCACACAAAAAAA
Molecule: messenger RNA, 2561 nt
Organism: Canis lupus familiaris (dog)
Lineage: Eukaryota; Metazoa; Chordata; Mammalia; Carnivora; Canidae
Gene: STK17A
Product: serine/threonine kinase 17a
Exons: 7
Coding region: 1-1251 (416 amino acids)
Biological process (GO): positive regulation of apoptotic process; protein phosphorylation; intracellular signal transduction
Cellular component (GO): nucleus
Molecular function (GO): protein serine/threonine kinase activity; ATP binding
Source: RefSeq, a predicted model, not a curated record